This is a messenger RNA of Cokeromyces recurvatus, 2277 nucleotides long. Its product is annotated as Sodium/hydrogen exchanger family-domain-containing protein. The coding region runs from base 1 to 2277 and encodes 758 amino acids. Gene Ontology annotation, molecular function: sodium:proton antiporter activity. NCBI's taxonomy places the organism in Eukaryota, Fungi, Mucoromycota, Mucoromycetes, Mucorales, Mucoraceae. Gene Ontology annotation, biological process: proton export across plasma membrane; sodium ion export across plasma membrane; regulation of membrane potential. The record is from RefSeq and is a predicted model, not a curated record. Gene Ontology annotation, cellular component: plasma membrane. The transcript is spliced from 9 exons.
AUGACCAUUCAUGUUAUUCCCGGAGAAAUUAAUAAGUUUACAAUAGCUAUUGCCGUUUUAAGCGGCUUUAUUUUAUUAUUUGGUUAUAUUUCGAUGUUCCUGAAAGAAAAAUUAUUUUUAUCUGAAGCAUUGGUAGCAGUAAUUGUCGGAAUUAUAGCGGGACCUUUAGUUUCUAAUGGUUUUAAUCCUACAAGCUGGGAUAAUUAUGACGAGAUCACAAAACAACUAACAAGAUGCAUAAUAGCAAUUCAGGUUAUGGCUGUUGGAAUUGAAUUACCAAGGCGAUAUUUAAAAAAGGAAUGGUUAACGAUGUUAAUGCUUUUAUUUCCUGUAAUGCUAUUUAUGUGGCUCGUGAGUGGUUUAUUUAUUUGGGCUUUGAUUCCUACGGUUAAUUAUCUUGAAGCACUUGUGAUUUCUGCUUGUAUUUGUCCAACUGAUCCAAUUUUAGCUAAUUCAGUUGUUAAAGGAAGAUUUGCAGAAAAGCAUGUCCCAACGCAUAUACGAAAUGCAUUAUCUGCAGAAAGUGGUGCUAAUGAUGGCAUGGGUUUCCCCUUUUUAUUUUUGGCUAUAUUUUUAAUUUCUGAAGACAGUGUAGGAACGGCUGUUGGUAAAUGGAUUUAUAUUACUUGGUUAUUUCAAAUUAUAUUAUCUUGUGUAAUUGGUGUUAUUGUUGGAUAUGUGGCAAGAAGACUGUUAUAUUAUUCAGAAAAACAUCAUCUUAUAGAUAAGCAAUCUUUUCUUGCAUUUGCAGUUGCGUUAGCGCUUUUUUUAAUGAGUAUGACGGGGUUUUCUGGUAGUGAUGAUCUGUUAGCAUGCUUUGCUGCUGGAAAUGCGAUAUCAUGGGAUGAAUGGUUUAAAAAAGAAACAGAAGAAGCACAUUUUCAAGAAGUGAUCGAUAUGAUGUUGAAUUUAGCCAUUUUUGUUUAUAUUGGCGCUAUUAUCCCGUGGUCAGAUUUCGGUAAGGCAGAACUAGGGCUUGCUCCAUGGCGUCUUAUCGUGAUUGCUAUCUUAGUUUUACUAUUUCGACGUUUACCGGUUGUAGUUUUAUUAAAACCUGUAAUGCCCGCUAUGAAAACAUAUCGUGAAGCAGUAUUUAGUGGAUGGUUUGGUCCUAUGGGAGUUGGGGCUGUCUUUUUAUCAGUAAUUGCUAAAGAAGAAUUAACAAAUUCCUAUGACGGAAAAGAGCUACCAAUAUCUGUUCAGGUCAUUAGCCCUAUCGUACUUUUUAUUGUAUUUUGUUCCGUCAUUGUUCAUGGUACAACGAUUCCCUUGUUUAAAUUAGGUAAACAAAUUCGUACAAGAACAUUAUCACUUGCUAGUUUGAGUAGCAUUUCAUUACGUUUCCCCGAUCAAGAACAACAACAUGCCGUGAAAAAACCUAGUGGAGAUCAUCAUAAGCGUUAUCAUCAUAAGGAAGAAGAUCAUCCUAUGACUGAGUUGGAGAGAAAUACAUUGUACAAUACACUGCAACAUGAUCCUGUAAAUAAAAACAUCACCAAUUUGGAUGGUAUGAAAAAUAAUAACAUCAGAGGAAAUGCAAGUAGUAUUACAAUUGAUAAUAAUCUACAAGUAUCAAACUGGGAUGAAGAGCUUUUCUUACCAGAUGACAUUGCUGAAAUAACAAACAAUGCAGAUAACGAUACAGACAUUAACAUCAAUAAUCAACAGCCAACAUCUACUACUGCACAUAAUAACGCUGCUAGACCUGGUAGUGCUAUUUCAUAUGACACGCAGCAAGCUAUUCGAUUCCUGGAACCUGUCAAUCCUCGUUUAACCGCUCAAAAUGCACAACAGUUAUCCAAUUAUGAACGUAAUGAAGCUAGUGUAUCUAGUAUUCGAAGUUGGUUAUUAAGACAACCUAAAGAAAGUUUCUCACAAGAGGAUAUAGAAGAAGAGAAUAGCACACAUAGCCAUAGACGUAGCAUCAUUAGUUUAUUUAAAAAAUUAAAAGAUCAUAAUAAUACAGCUUCAGCUAAUACAAGUAAUUUAAUACAUGAUGAGCCUCCUGUUACUGCCGCAGAAGAUAUUGAGGAAUAUCAUACAGCUGAACAUCUUCAAAGCUUAUUCCGAGAGCAAGAUAGAGAGGAUAAAGAAAAAAAUCAUCAAGAAAAUUAUAUUCCUCGUAUUCAAAUUUGGGAAGAAGGAAAUCAAGUGGUUUUAGGAGAGGCUGAACAAAAUACACCAGAAAUUGUUAUAGAUAAAGAAGAUGAUCCAAACUGGAAACAAAAAGUUAUUGAGACAAAAUCUGAUAUGUUAAAAAAAGAAAACGAUAAAUGA